UUUUUUAUUCUCACCCAGCAACCUCCGUAGGUUACGAAAGGGAAAGAAACAAAAGGGCGUGAAUUCUACAAAAAAGGGAGUGUAUUUAUUAUAGUUCUCCAUCCCCCCGUCUCCGGCGACUGCAUGGAGGACCCUGACGGAGCCUUCAGUUUCGACUUCGAGGGCGGCCUCGAUGCUGCCGCCGACCUAUCCGCCGGAUCCUUCGCGCCGCCCGACCAUGCCGACGCCGCUGCGAUCACGGGCGCGACGCCGCCUUACUCGGCGGGCGGCGCGCCUGCUGACGGCUACGGAAGGCGGAACUUUCGGAAGACCGUAUGCCGCCACUGGCUUCGUGGCCUCUGCAUGAUGGGCGACGCCUGCGCCUUCCUUCACCAGUAUGACAAGGACCGGAUGCCAGUCUGCCGCUUCUUCCGGCUCAACGGAGGGUGCCGCGAGCAGGACUGCCUCUACAGGCACAUUACUGCGGACAUCAAGGAGUGCAAUAUGUAUAAACUAGGGUUCUGUCCAAAUGGACCUGAUUGCCGAUAUCGACAUGCAAAGCAUCCCGGCCCGCCGCCACCUGUGGAAGAAGUUUUCGAGAAGAUUCAGCAACUAAAUUCUCAGUUAUGGUUCUUCAAGAUUUCGUCCAGUCACCAUCAACCCCUGGAUUAAUUAAUCAAAGCAGAGUUAAACCAACUUUGGUGUUGAUGCAACCACUAUGACUGACAAGAAACUAUAAUUUUCUGGGUGGACUUGGAGUUUACAGAUUUCUUGGCAUAUGAAAUGUUGUAUUUUAUGCUGUCAUGAUUUAUUUUUGAGAUUAUCUAUAUUGUAUUUGAUUUACAAAUUUAUCAAUAACAUGGU
Molecule: messenger RNA, 843 nt
Organism: Zingiber officinale
Lineage: Eukaryota; Viridiplantae; Streptophyta; Magnoliopsida; Zingiberales; Zingiberaceae
Product: 30-kDa cleavage and polyadenylation specificity factor 30-like
Exons: 2
Coding region: 124-651 (175 amino acids)
Molecular function (GO): RNA binding; metal ion binding
Source: RefSeq, a predicted model, not a curated record